GAGUUUUGACCACAUGACGCACUUGAUACCUACAGACCAUUGUAAAUUACAUGACUAGUCAGAAAACCGCCGCUGAGAUAAGAUAGACGAUCAAUAUAAUAUCUUGUGGACACUGAUUACUAUUCAGUCAGUUUUUUCGUGUUGUUAGUUGAGUAACGUUUAAGAAUGGCGCCCACUUUGUAUUAUGCGGACCUCAGCCCUGCCGUUAGAGGAACCCUGCUCGCCAUCAAAGCUUUGGGGAUAGAUGUUAAUUUGGAACCAGUCAAUUUAAUGGCAGGAGAACACAUGCAACCGAAUUUCUUAAAGAUGAACCCACUACACACAGUACCUACUCUGAAAGAUGGUGAUUUUGCCAUUUGGGACAGUCACGCCAUAAACGCUUAUCUUUCAACAAAGUACGGAGAAAAUGACAAACUUUACCCCACUGAUCCAGAAAAACGGGCUGUCAUCGAUCAAAGACUGCACUUCGACUCUGGAAUUUUGUUCCCCAGAGUUGGUGCUAUUGUGGUGUCUCUACUUCGUGGUGGUGCGAAGACCAUCUGUAAAGACAAAGCUGAUCUCCUGACCCAAGGAUACAUGUCCCUAGAAACCCUGUUGGAAGGUAGCACCUACGUGGCAGGUGACGAACUCACGUUGGCAGAUCUGAGCAUUAUCGCCACAAUUUCCAGUGCUAAUGUGUUAGUUCCGAUUGCCUCCAAUCGCUUCCCGAAAAUUACCGAAUGGAUGAGCAGAAUGCAACAGUUACCUUACUACCAUGAGGCCAACCAAGUUGGCCUGGAUAAAUUUACUGGGAUGAUCAGGAGCAAACUGGCUUAACAUGGAUCAAUUUCAAUCAUUCAUUCACUCAUUCCUUCCCUCCUUCUUAUGUUAUAUUGUAUUUCAUUUAUAUUUUUAUAUGUAUAAUAUAAUAUAUUUAAAUAAAUACUUAUUUACUUCGUUAUA
Molecule: messenger RNA, 942 nt
Organism: Aethina tumida (small hive beetle)
Lineage: Eukaryota; Metazoa; Arthropoda; Insecta; Coleoptera; Nitidulidae
Product: glutathione S-transferase 1
Exons: 3
Coding region: 166-816 (216 amino acids)
Biological process (GO): glutathione metabolic process
Molecular function (GO): glutathione transferase activity
Source: RefSeq, a predicted model, not a curated record